Molecule: messenger RNA, 1376 nt
Organism: Sesamum indicum (sesame)
Lineage: Eukaryota; Viridiplantae; Streptophyta; Magnoliopsida; Lamiales; Pedaliaceae
Gene: SD3
Product: import inner membrane translocase subunit
Biological process (GO): protein import into mitochondrial matrix
Cellular component (GO): TIM23 mitochondrial import inner membrane translocase complex
Source: RefSeq, a predicted model, not a curated record
UCUUCUCAGCCCUAGUCUCCUCUCCUCUCCGAUCUUUUUCAUUUCUUCUUUUUCAAUUUUACUGUUCGGAAAAUAAACAAGUAGAAUCUAUACGAGGGAUGUACGUAUUUUUGUACGCGCCCUUCUCACUUAGUUUCUUGGUGAUGCUGCUGCUCUAAUUCUGCGUUCUUUGGGAAACAAACACGUAAAUAGAAAGCAUUGGGGGGAAAAAGUUGUGAAGAUCUGAAAAAGAAUCAUUGAAUAAAAGGAGAGUGUACAGAGAGGAUGCACAACAUUAGACGAGGUGGGGUUUCGAUGAAGAGUAAAUGGUUGAAUGUUUUGAGAUCAUCAUGCAAGGGGUUGGAGCAUAAGCCGUCAAACGCUGUAUCUGAUGUGGGUUUUGCGGAAUUUUCAUCUUUAGCAACUGGGAGAUCACUGAUGAAUGAUUUCUCCAGAAGGGUUGCUCGUCAAGUUGGUGAGAACUGUAUCCUACCCAGAGAUCAGUGGACUAGACGGCACUCUGUGAUUUUUCAGUCAGCAUUUCAACUUGCCAUGAGCACUGGGCAGAAUAUGGGAAGUUCUUGCUUUACUAGAACCCUUGCAUCCAAAACUACAGAGUCAAGCAGACAAAAACAAUCAGAGACUCGAAAAGAGAUAUCCACUGUCGAGGACCCCUUUGAUGCUCCAACAUAUAAUAUCCCAGAGAAGCCAGUGACAUUUACAGAAGGAGCUUCAUAUAGUCUUGUCAUUCUUGCAGGCCUUGGCAUUGCUGCCGCUGCAGCGUAUGGUGUUUUUAAAGAACUUAUAUUUGAGCCAAAGGAGUACAAAAUCUUCAACAAGGCUUUGGAAAGGGUUCAAAAUGACAGCCAAGUUAGAGUUAGAAUCGGAUCCCCCAUCACGGGCUACGGAUCAGAGAGUAGGAAUAGGGCUGCUCGUCAACGCAUUCCCCAUAAAACGUGGACUGAUGAAGAAGGCGUCGAACAUGUUGUGGUUAAUUUCCACAUUCGGGGACCACAUGGAGCUGGGAAAGUUUACUCAGAGAUGUUCAAAGACAAGGUGGAGAAGCAGUGGAAGUUCAUGUACUUAAUUGUUGAAGUCACAUCACCUUCCCCAGCUCAAUUGAUGCUCGAGUCUUACGUUCCUGCCUGAGAGCAUAUACGGUAUGAACAAUUUGAUCUGCUGCAUCGAGAUGAUCGGACACUAGAAGCCAUUCCCGUUAACCAAUAAUUUCAAAUGUUAAUGUUGUCUGAGAUGCUGAAAUCACUACUGCGUGGAUCUUGUUCAGUGGAUAAUCCUUAAAUAGUAUCUGAUCAAUUGAGGCUUUAUUCACUAAGUUUUACUCUUCUUCCAUUUGCGGAACGUUUUUCUCCAUUUCUCUCCGCCGAUUGGUCUUUUCU